This is a messenger RNA of Prorocentrum cordatum, 2981 nucleotides long. NCBI's taxonomy places the organism in Eukaryota, Dinophyceae, Prorocentrales, Prorocentraceae. The record is from the annotation of a GenBank genome assembly.
AGCUGCCGCCCCGGUCCGAGGUGUUUUGGACUGCUCCAGGAGCAGCGCACCUCGCGCCGCCGGGCAGCUGCCAUGCGCGCCGGCCGCCUCGCCUCGCCCCUGGCGCUGCUGCCAGGCGAGCCGCGGGCCAGCCGCGCGACACGAGCCCUUCCCGCGGGCUCGCGAGCGGCGCACGCAGGCGCGUGAGGAGCUGCAAGAGGCUACGAGGGUUGCCCGAUGGCGUGGCGGCCCGUGCGAGGCUGCCCGAUGGCGUGGCGGCCCUCCUGGCAGCGCCAGGCUGACAUUCGAUUGCUGGGCCCGUCGGCAGCCCGCCGCCUCGCCCGCCGCCGCCGCCGCGACGCGCUCGACGCUUGGCUGCGCGGCACGGGCACCUGGCAGCGCGGCGCCGGCUGGCAGUACGGCGGCGACUGGCACCGCGGCGGCGACUGGCAUCACGGCGACGUGGGCGUCAAGCUCCAGCAGCUCGCCGAGGCGGUCCGCAGGAUCGAGGAUGCCCUGGUGCGCGGCGAGACGCAUCCCGACGCCAAAAGCGGGCCGACGCGCCGCGAGGCGUCUCCCGCUGCCGGCAUGAACGCCGAGGCGAAGUGGUGCGAGCCGCGGACGGGCCAGGCCGCCGUCGGCAUGAGGGCCGAUGCGCCCAUGUACGUGCCGCUCCCCGCGACGGCGGGAGUCCCUGUACCCGCGCAGGCCUUGAAGGGCGCUGCGGCGACGGCGGCCACUUGGUGUUGGCUGCCAGAGGCGCUGCCGCCCCCAGCUUCCGCAGCGCCAGUAUGGUGGCCUCAGCCGUCGCCUGCUGCCUCGGAGGCUCCGUCCGAGCUGCAGGUUCGUGGAGUUCCUGGUGCUGGACCCGUACCUGCUCGUGGUGUUCUCGUACCCGACCGUGCUGGUCAUGCUGGUGUGCCGGAGCUGGUGGCUGCGGCUGCGGGCGGGGCCCGUGCCCGUGAUCGUGCUCAUGAUGCUGCUGCUGAGCCACUGGCGGCUCGCAGGCCGGAGCCGCCGCCGCCGCCAACCGGACCUCCGCCGUUUUCGCCGAGGUUGAUGUCGUCGUCUUCGGCCCUGCUACGGCCUCCACGAGAUCUGCCGCCGCCACCAGCAGCCGACGUUCGUGCGGACCAUCGUGGAGAUUGCAGGUACGUGCUACCCGCUGCUGCUGCUGCCGCUGGAGCUCCUGGUGGUGUUGGCCACGCCUCUCGUGAUCGCGCGCUCCGCCCUGUGACGCGUCUGCCUGCUGGUGCUUUCGGCGCUGGUGCUGCCGAAGCCAGUGGUCAUGGGCUUCCGCUGGCCGGGCAGGGGCAGGCCACAGCCGCAGUCGUGGCUUUCGAGGCCCAUUGCAAGGCGUCCACACGCCGUGCUGCGUGGGCCAGGCGUCGCCCGACCGCUGUGCGCCAGGCCGAGGCCGACAGCCUGGCCGUGCCCGCGCCACAGGCAGCGACCGAGCGAGAGGCAGCCGAGCGCGCCGCAGAGGCCCUCGACGAGGUGGUCCCCGUCCCUGCUACUGCCUCGGCGCGGCAUCCGGAGGCUGAGCGCGUGGCCGUGCCGGACACCCUGGGACAGCCCGUUGGCUCCCGCGCGGCACGCGAUGACCAGGGGAGCCGGAGGAUCGGUGACGCUGUCGCUGCUCAAGGCGGCAUCGAAGCCGCCAGAGCCGCCAUGUUUGCCGCAUAUGCGGCCAUCGGCAUCCAUAUGUAGUACCAUAGAAGUGGGAUCAUGAAUGCAUGUCAGCGCUCAGGUAUGAUGUUCCGGCGUAGGCUCGGCACAGCCUCUGUCGACGGCGCGUAAAUAAUCGUGUUCCUGUGUAUCUCUAUGCAUCUCUUUGUCUGUCGCGAGGGUGCGAAGAUGCCUCUGCCUGCACACUGUCCGCGUGGUAACUCCCGCUGUGGUGCCUCCACGCGGCCUUAAUGUUAUAUCCAGCUUCAUGCGAAGCAGUUACACUUAUGUUGUUUAUGUAUGUGAGGUGAGGGACCAGGAUAUCUGGGAGGAGCAGGGGAGGAGCAGCAGCUGUAGUUUGCGUCACCUCCCCCCCACCCUCGGUUAGAAGUCGUCCUCCCCUCGCUCAGGUACGACGUCCCGGCUUUGAGGGCCGGCGAACGAGUUCAGCGAUAUCUCUCCAGCAUCGCUCUCUGGCCCAGUUGUUCCCGAGCGAUUGCGUGGUAACUCCCGUUGUGGUGCCUCCACGCGUCACACAUGUAAUUUUGGCCGAGCUCGGCCGAUAGACAGGAUGAGGAUGCGAGGAGGAGGGUAGGAGGGAAAGAGAUAGGAUUCCCGCUAGUGCUGCUCUCCGUCAGUUGUACCGUCCUCCCUCUCUCCGCGUCCAUCCGCCUCAGCCUUUCGAUCACCCCCCGAUUCAGCCCGAUUCUGCCAUACACCGCCGCAGCGCUUUUUCCAGCAACGGUUCUCGUACGCCUAACCCAGGGGUGUGUAGCGAUUUGCGCCAGUGCUCUCAGAGCAGCCAGAGGUGCGAAGUUCCUUUCCACGCUCAGGUACGAGAUGUCACGACAUCACGAGAGCAAAGCAGUUCGGUCUGCGUCCCAGCCUUCGCUCAGCUCCGUGCUACGAGAGCAGGAGGAGUUCGGUCUGUGUCCCAGCCCUCUUUCUCGCUCUCACACACAUCACAUUCCUCCCUCCCUCCUUCCCCCCUUCCCCUCAGCCGAGUGCCCUGGACGAGGCACAGCACGUCAUAUUUGUCGCCGCCCUUAGCGUUCGCCGUCCAGUCGCCUAUUAUGGGGGGUAGUACGGAGAGGUGUGAUGUGGUUUGGGAGGGCCUGGACUCCUUGCUUCGGUUCGACGCGUUCCGUCCGCUCUGUCGCGGGGGUCCCCUCGUACUGUACUGUACUUGUAGACUUGGUGCCCGUGCAGAGUUUGCGAGCCUCGCCGUUUAGCAUAGCCACACGAGUUGACUGUGCUGACCGCCUCUGCUAGCCGCAGCGCCGCCAUCAGCUGACAGGCCAUACGCUUCAUCAGCAGCGCAAUCCAAAAAUCCC